GGCUUAAACUCACUAUCGGCGAUUCUCUAUCGACUACAACAGCUGUUCUUUCUUUAAUUUUCCCGCCAUACGGUUAAUAUAAACAUUGGACAUUCGCUCAUUUUAGUCGAGCAGGUACAGCCGCGUGCCGACUGGCUAUGCUUUCUGCUCCCGGCUUCACUUGCUAGCGUUCAUAAUCUUCGAGGUGUCGCCAAGUGAGAUAGUGUGCACUGUAGAAAGCUUGACCACUGACACUGAGUGUUCCCUCCAAAUAAAGGCCGCUUCAUUAUUAUGCUUCUGCGUAGGUUCGAGAAUCGAUCCUGUCAUCAUCAUGUACAAGCUGAAAAGAUCAACAACUUUACAAAAAAUAGCCGACCUUAAGGAAUACUUGUGGAAGAAAACAAAGAACCUGUGAGCCAAAAGCAGUUUGCUGCACAAAUCUCAUGGCUGCAACUACAGCAGGUCCUAAAAAAGGCGAAAACUCGUUGCUGGCCUCGUCUCGAACGAGUAAACCUCGAGCAACAGCAGCUAAAAUAGGGGGUCGCGGUAAGAAAAGGAAUGAAGUGAAAAGUGACGGCGAAGUCGUGAUCACUCCGGAAAUAAAUGGGCGAAAUGCAAAGAGACGUGAAGGCUCUCCAAAGACAGAAAGUCCACCAAAAAAAGCUCGUCAUCAAUCAAAAUGGGUUGCCCCAGAAAAAGAAGAGAAGUCAGUGCAGUCAGGCGAAAAACCCACAAAUCGGGUACCCCGAACUCGGGAUACAACUGAAGGCGAGCUCCCCAUUCGAAAUAAGAAUGCAAACAAAAAGUUAUCGCAAGAAGAACCCGGCAAGCCCGGUAGUGCAGACAAGUCGAAAACGACCAAAAAAAAGAACACGGCCGCAUUGUACGCUCCUUCUGAACUCCCUACUACAUCAAAAAAGCGACAGCUACGUCAACGUAAGGAGUCACAGGAGUACACUUCAGAUGGCAGCCUACCUGACGACUUCGACGAAGACUAUGCUUUCCGUGAAAAGAAACGACUAAAACACUCUCACGAGAAAGAGCUUGGCAGAUUGAAGUCAGAGGCGUUUGGUUCUAGUGCCGAAGCAGACCCGAAAAUAAAAAAAAAGCAAGGAUCUAAACAGUCUAAAAAAUCUUCCCAGCUCAAAAAGGUUUUUACGAAGCCUCGAAGGCCAAAUCAAUAUAAAGAGAUUGCGCUUGUCAGUAAUGUUACAAAAAACGCAUCGCCUGGCCCAUUUGGAGUAGCCUCACUGGAGCACGAACAACGUCUUCUGCAUCUCGCUCGCCAAAUGGAUGGAAGUGAAGAUGAUCUGUAUGAAUCCGCUCAUGGUCAGAAGAUCCCACAAAUGUCGGACCCAUCUAAGAUAUGUACCGAAGACACGAAAAGCGAGGAAGCUCACCGUGCUCUUAUUAUGAGAAUGCUUAAGGAACAUGAAGAAGUUGCUGAAAUGAGCGAUACUAGUGAUGACGACGAUGAACAUACCAACGCUGGGGUAAAGCUGAACAAAGUGUUUUCUAAAAGCGACAAGGCAAAAUUAUUAUCUUCGGUUGCGGGAAACUCUAAAGAGAAGAAUGGGUUGGGCAGUGAGCCAAGCGGUAAGCUUAAGCACAGGAAACCGCCUGACAAAAAGUCCGCGACAAAAAAGAAAAAACAACAGCCAAGGACUCAAGCAAAUGAUCAUGAGUCUUCAUCGUGCGAUGAGGAAGAUGAAGGCGAUUGGGAAGUUGUAGACAAUGCCUCUGCUCGAGAUCCAAACUACCAACGUCCAGACAACGUGACAGUUAUCCUAAAAAACGAUGAUUUCAUUCCAGAUGCCAAGCGGCUUGACAUGGAACAAAGAAUGAUGCGGCUUAUUAACCGCCGACGCAAAGUGGUUCAAAAUCUUGGUCACAACACUCACUUGCUUUGCUUAUUAGCAUAUCAGAGGUAUAUCAAUUCCAUUAUUCAAGAUGAUACAUUGAGAGCCUUGGCUCUAUCCCGUAUGCCAGCAGACCUUGUUCUGCAAUCACCACUACCAGCUAGUGGAGCUGACAGCCACUUUGUGAAGAGUCUCUUGCUAUUCUGUAGCAGAGCAUUUGAGCUAACAGAACCUACCGGUGAUGGAGAAUCGUUCUCGAUCAAAUCGCUUAAGGAAAAAUUGCGUGUCUUAAUCAUGAACCGAAUGACUAGCUGCAAUGUCGUGUAUCUUCUUGGAAUUGUCUUGAUAAUGCGAUCCAUGGGCGUCCCUACACGUUUGUGUUUUUCGCACCGGCCCAUGACACAUAAGCCUGCACUCCUCAGGAGAAAGAAUGGAGAAAUAGCUGAAUUUACAUCAAAGACGGAUUUACUCGGAGAACCCUUAGGUGUACUGGAUUAUUUUGCAGAGGUGUACGUUGGUGACCGACGAUGUUGGAGACCGAUGGAUACUGAGGAGCACCGGAUCAUAGAGGAUCCUCAAGAAAUGGGAGCUCAUUUAGAUCAGCCUGUACUCUAUGUUGUUAGUAUCGACGCCAAAAAUGCCAUGAUGGACCUAACACCUAAAUACCACAACAACUGGCUAAGUAAAGGAGCUAAAUUGCGGCCUAAAAGUGCCUUUUUGGAGAAGACGCUGGCAUAUUACGCACCUGCAGAUGAUACAGAAGAUCACAUCGAGGAGCAAAAAGAGGUCGCGAACCUUCAAGAAAAGCGGGGUCUACCCAAAUUUAUUUCCGAGUACAAAAACCAUCCUAAAUACGUUCUUGCAAGGCAUCUACUCAAAUUUGAAGCCAUAUAUCCGCGUGACGCUGAAAUACUUGGCUAUGUAAAUAAGGAACCUGUCUACCGUCGCGAGUGUGUUAAACUGCUUCGGUCAAAGGAUACGUGGCAUCGCCAUGGGCGACAAGUAAAAGAAGGAGAAAUAGCCUAUAACGUGGUAAAAGCUCGGCCCAAAUGGGAUCGACGAAACGAAGUUAUGAUUAAAGAUUUGCCACUCGAGGUAUUCGGUGAAUGGCAAACGGAACCGUACACGCCCCCGGUCGCUAAAGAUGGCAAGGUACCACGUAAUGCGUUUGGUAACGUAGAGUUGUUCCAUGAUGACAUGUUGCCUGUGGGUACUGUACACUUGAAGCUACCUGGCUUAAAUAGAAUCGCUGACGAACUCGGUAUCGACUGCGUGCCAGCAGUUGUUGGCUUUGAAGGCGUAGCCCGUGGCUGCCAUCCUGUUAUUGAAGGGUUCGUUGUUUGCGUGGAGCAUCAGGAGAUUUUAGAAGCCGCGUGGUACGAAAGACAAACCGAGGACAGACGGAAACGUCGCGAACGAAUCCGUAAAAGAGCCCUAAAAAACUGGAGGAAAAUUAUCCAAAAAGUAAUAUGGGACAGUCGGCUCAAAAAAAAAUACAGUGGUAAUCUAUAAACCAUAAUAUUAUGUACGUCCUUAUGUGGAAAGAAAAGGUGGAUGGAUUGAAACAGCAAAUUAAUUUACCGCACAAAAAGGAAUGUAAUUUAAUCAGUAAGAUCGACUUUGUUUCCUAUGAAAUGAGCGCAAUAUUUGGUCACGCCCUUCACAGGAGACUGUGGCAUUAUUAUAGGUUGUAAAACCUUUUAGACUGACACAUAGCCAGCUUGCAAUCAAAUCGAAACAUUACAUGAAAUUGCUUUGUACAUUUUAGGAAUAUUACGAACAUGAGGAAUUGAAAAGUAUCUAACAUAUGGUACUUAAAAGUUAAUGUGUGCAAACAUAUUUUAGGUGUCCGCCAUAUAAAUUGGCCGGGAUCUGCAUUUUUCUGCUUAUGUCGAUCGCAGAUUUUCUAUAUGAAGCUAUACACAACGAUUGUAAUAUGCAGACAGUGUAUAACCUUAUUACCGUUGUCUUUGUAAAAUACGGUCAGUCAGAUGUAAGAAACAGCUGCUUGCUCAAGUUAAUCAUUACGAACGAUUCCAAAAUUAAAUUAUGGUUAUUUAAACAGUCAGAUAUGUAGCAAGAAACAGCUGCUUGCUCAAGUUAAUCAUUACGAACGAUUCCAAAAUUAAAUUAUGGUUAUUUAAACAGUCAGAUAUGUAGCUCGUGAAAUUGACUUUCGACAAAAAUGAGCAAUACAGUCAUCCUUGGAGAUCCAGGACCUAUACGAUUAAGGUUUGAGAUACAUAAAGCCUGGUAACCUCUUUAAAGUGUUUAAAGAAAUAUAAUUUGUCAGUGGUGACGAUCGGAGCAGUGUUUGGUCGCAUACUGUUUUCCUAGAAUGAAACUUAAGUUAUAUUAUUUUUUCUGAAGACAGAAAUGAGGAGAAGAUAAAUUUUUGCCUGGCGCAGUCGAGAUAAUGUUCUCAAUGAAAUGAGACGAUGACCAGAUAUCAACAACUGGUUAUUUUAGGUAUUUUCUAUUCUAAGUCAAAACAACAUUCUAUUUCUGUUCUAAACAAAGUCUAAGAAUAUAUGUACUGUAGGUUCACGGUGGGCGCAAACUGUCAACUAUUAUAAUCAGCAGGCAUAGACAGGAUUAGAAUACACGUAUGUUGAGGACCAAAUGGCCUCACCCAAGAAGGUUUCCGGUCCUUGUUUAAUAAAAUUAAUCAGAAAGGGGUAAUAGACAGACACACGCUUAUCAUGAAAUAUGCAUGUUUAUGCUACUUACAGCUCUCAUUAUAUUUAUAUAUUCGGCUUGCCGACAGGUUUUGAACAGCAGAAGAUGAAGGCUGCAUUUGAGUGGUAUUCCAUACGCAAUGUCCCAUUAUGAGUUGCAGUGCAUUGUAUCCGGUUGAAUAGCACGUAACAAACUUUGAUUAGCUUGACAUCGUUCUUGGAGGUCAAGCAUCGUUUAAUAUGACCGAGUUCUUUUGGAGUUCGUUGAAUUCAGCAGUUAGCAUAAUGUACGGGUGUUCUUUAUUCAACAUAUUGUAAACCAUGGGAUAAUUUCUAUACUUCAUUGGACAAUCCUGAUGCAGUUGUGGGCUCAGGUGGGACGAUAUGACCUCCGCUGUCAUGGUAUAAUACCCUGACUGGACUCGUGCAUUUGUGGUACGCCGCAAACACCCUUUUUUAAACAUAGGAUUGUAACCUGUGUCCAAUUAAUAAUUCCAAAAGCAGUCAAGAAGGUAAAACAUUUCAGGGUAUUCUACUUUCAAAAAAACGCUCGCGUAAAAUGAGAAAAACAUAUUUACCGUAUCAAUUUCCAGCUUGGAGUAUCUAAAGCUUGAGGUACUUAUGAAGUAAUUGACGACUGGACUAUAAUAAGGACGUAAGCAAUUCAUCGAAAAUCGAAAGUUUGUUGAAGGCAAAUGACAUGCUCGUUAAGUUUUCUCAAGAUUGUUUUCUAUUAAUGUUUAUUUUCUACAAAAUACUACAAUAAAAUUGCCUGUUUUAAACAUGUUGAAAACAAAAGCCUCAGUAUGUUUUCUAUAUCACCUGCAGCUAAGCUGGUGAAAGUGACGAGAGCAGCGAGCGCUAUUGUUAAGAGCUGAUUUCUUUAUAUUUAGCAAAUCUGUGAUGUAGGUGACCUCGCAAAUAGCUUACUAAGGAGUGUAAAGAAGUCUUGGCGGCCGAGGAUGCCUAAAAAUAGUUAUUUUUCCGUUAACUGACGCAGCUUUGUUUUAGUUAGAAGAUCAUUAUAUGCUUUGGGAUUACUUAUUCUGUCGAAAUCCAUGAGCAUGAUGCCAGUAUUAAAACCCUGCUUACGAGGUAAACUCGCGUCCGUCUUAGCGUGAUCUAAUCUGUACAAAGAGAAUUCAGAUUCACGAUGCGGCUGUAGACCAUGCCUGCCACAUAAAAACAAGUGAAAUAAUCGAUCAAAAUAUUACUACUGGUAGUAAUAGUUUGUUACAUGCGCCAACGCUACUGUACUGUAGAACCGUAGAACUUCUUUAUCAAACAACAAACUUUUAAGCAUUUGCUGUAGUGCACAGUAACUAAAAUUAGAAGGAAGCUAAGGAAGGGUAAGUUAAACUAAACAGGCUGACUGUAUGAGAUCUGCACAGACAUACCGUGUAUAGGUUACGUUGUAUACUACAUGUUAAGCAUGUUGAAUAAAAUUAAUGGACGAAAUAGCUUUC
This is a messenger RNA of Varroa destructor (honeybee mite), 5982 nucleotides long. It is a transcript of the gene Xpc, whose product is annotated as DNA repair protein complementing XP-C cells homolog. Gene Ontology annotation, cellular component: cytoplasm; nucleus; nucleotide-excision repair factor 2 complex. The record is from RefSeq and is a predicted model, not a curated record. Gene Ontology annotation, biological process: mismatch repair; nucleotide-excision repair. NCBI's taxonomy places the organism in Eukaryota, Metazoa, Arthropoda, Arachnida, Mesostigmata, Varroidae. Gene Ontology annotation, molecular function: damaged DNA binding; single-stranded DNA binding.